GCUCCCGCGCGCCAGAAGCUGCCCAGUUAUGGACCGCAACCCGUCACCGCCGCCGCCUAGUCGGGACGAGGAUGGGGACGAAGCGGCCGGCGGGGACUGUAUAGGCAGCACGGUCUACAGCAAGCACUGGCUCUUCGGCGUCCUCAGCGGGCUCAUCCAGAUUGUUAACCCUGAAAACCCCAAAUCCAGCUCAGAUGAUGAGGAGCAACAGACGGAGCUUGAUGAAGAAAUGGAGAAUGAAAUUUGCAGAGUGUGGGAUAUGUCAAUGGAUGAGGAUGUGGCUUUAUUUCUUCAAGAAUUUAACGCUCCUGACAUAUUUAUGGGAGUAUUGGCCAAAUCCAAGUGUCCUCGAUUAAGAGAAAUCUGCGUGGGAAUUCUAGGUAAUAUGGCCUGUUUCCAGGAGAUAUGUGUAUCCAUCAGCAGUGAUAAAAAUCUUGGCCAGGUAUUACUGCACUGUUUGUAUGAUUCAGACCCUCCUACUCUGCUGGAAACAAGCAGGUUGUUGCUUACUUGCCUUUCCCAGACAGAGGUGGCCAGUGUCUGGGUUGAAAGAAUCCGGGAACAACCAGCUAUUUAUGAUAGCAUUUGCUUCAUCAUGUCAAGUUCAACAAAUGUUGACCUACUGGUGAAGGUGGGGGAGGUUGUGGACAAGCUCUUUGAUUUGGAUGAAAAGCUAAUGUUGGAAUGGGUUAGAAAUGGAGCUGUUCAGCCUCUGGAUCAACCCCAGGAAGAUUCUGAAGAGCAGCCGGUGUUUAGAAUUGUGCCAUGUGUACUUGAAGCUGCCAAACAAGUACGUUCUGAAAAUCCAGAAGGGCUUGAUGUUUACAUGCACAUCUUACAGCUGCUUACCACAGUGGAUGAUGGAAUUCAAGCAAUUGUACAGUGUCCUGAUACUGGAAAAGACACUUGGAAUUUACUUUUUGACCUGGUCUGCCAUGAAUUCUGCCAGUCUGAUGAUCCACCCAUCAUACUCCAAGAACAGAAAACAGUGCUAGCCUCUGUUUUUUCAGUGUUGUCUGCCAUCUAUGCUUCACAGUCUGAACAGGAGUAUCUAAAGAUAGGAAAAGUAGAUCUUCCUCUAAUUGACAGCCUGAUUCGUGUCUUACAAAAUUUGGAACAUUGUCAGAAGAAACCAGAGAACUCAGCAGAGUCUAACACAGAAGAAACUAAAAAGUCUGAUUUAACCCAAGAUGAUUUCCACCUGAAAAUCUUGAAGGAUAUUUCAUGUGAAUUUCUUUCUAAUAUUUUCCAAGUAUUAACAAAGGAGACUGUAGCUCAGGGACUAAAGGAGGGACAGUUAAGCAAACAGAAGUGUUCGUGUGCAUUUGCAAACCUUCUUCCUUUUUAUAGCCCUGUGGUGGCAGACUUUCUCAAAAUCCUACAAGAAGUUGAUGAGGCCCUUGCUGGUAACCUGGAGGAAAGCUUCCCAAGUUUGAAGGUUCAGACUUAAAAACUAUUGGAAUUCCUCUGCCCAAGAAAUAAACUUUAUUUUCCUCAUUGACAGUUAAAAUUGACAAAUGGGAAAUAUUAGACCAUAAUUUUUUUGUGUUGUUCUCAUAUCCUUCUCUUCCAGCCUUAUCCCAUUUUUGUUUGGCAUUGGAAUCAAAUUUCACUACCAUCAAACACCAUCCCACCCCUUUCCCCUCCUUUUUAAAAAUUGGUUAUGCAGUAUUUGUCUUCUUCAGGUAAAGAAAACAAAAUACAAGCUUAUCAUUGAGGUUCUUUUUACAAUAUUUGAGGGGUCGGUAAGGACUUUCUUUAUAACUCUCAAUUUGAUUUUUAUGUGAGAAUUUUGUACUCAUAUCCAGUACAAAUGCAUUCAGCUGCACUAAUAGAAAUCCCUACUAUAAUAGCUUAAUCUGAUAACUUUUAUGUAUUUCAUGCAAUAAGAAGGUGGGCAAUCCAGCCCUGAUAAUGUGGCUCAGGGACCUUAACUCCUUUUAACAAUCAAAAGUAGUUACUAGUUUAGCUUUGUUGUAGUUCAGGGUUUUUUCCCAGUGUUUUACAUAUGAAGAUAAAAGUGCUAACAUUCUGAUGAGAGCGUAUUAGCAAAAUUCUGUCUUCAGAGAAGAUAGAAUUCCAGUGGUUUGAUUUCAGAAAAUGGUUUGUUGAGUAAAUUCAUAUUUUUAAAAUUAAGAUUUGAGGGAGUUUCGUGACUUCUGAUUGUUUAUAACCUGUGCUAUACGUGAUAUCCCUCUUACACUUUAUCAUUCUUUAUAGUGCUUCCUAGUGAAGUAUAUUCAGAGAAUCAACCAGGUACUCUUACUGGGAAGCACCCAGUUUAUAUUAUUUGAGUUGCUGAAAGUGGAAUUUGUAAUAAAUUUUAAGAAAAUAUCAGUUAUGAAUUUAAGAGCCAGCUUAUUAAACCUCUCUUCUGGUUCAGCCUUUUCCCAAUUUAUUACAGAAUCUUUUAGGCUUUAAAGCAUUGGUCUUGCCUCACACUUUGUAUUCUUUCCUUGAGUGACUUCUGCUGAUAAAACAGAGGGAUACCUGCAGAAUAGGAAAUGGUGUUCAACAGUUCAUGUAAGAGAUACAGAAUUUCCAGUUUGGGGGUAGUUUUAUUGUUGAAAGUGUCCCUGCUGAAAAGAAUUGAAUUAUAAAAUUAAAAUCUUACAGAUUAAACUCUUAGUUGGUGAAUUUACUUUAUGUAUAUUUGUAUGUCCUCUGGUUGAAUGUGACUUUAAUGUGAGCUUUCAAAGGCACUGCUUAAAUCACUCCUACUUGCUAGCCAGUGCUAAAAAUUCCACUCUUGUUACCUCUUGAAGUUUAAGAUGCAGAUAACCCCAUAGGAGUAAUACUCCAAGUUAUUGUCAUGUUUACCUCAGUGCAUAAAUUCUCAUUCUGUCUUCCUGAGAACACAUUUUAAAGGGGGUCUGGGGGGACAAGGACCUUGAGUAUCUGAGGGAGAGUGCCACUCAGAAAGGGUAAGUUACAAGGGGAGAAAAAGGAUACAUCUUGGGGAGGCUAGGGUUUUUCAUGUUAUUUUUGCUUCCCAUUUCUGUCUUGAACUUGCCUUAUUUACUUGUUACUUGCUAUUGUAGCAUUAUGAGGAGGUUCAUAUUUUCAUAGUAAUUUGAUACAUUUAAAAACUUCCUAAACUAUGAAUUAUAAUAAAUAAUUUUUAAAAACAUGAGUGAUGUUAAAAUUUUUUCAGUGUACACAGUUUGAAGAAUUCACCAAAAAAAUUUUAGGGCUUGCAUCAGUUACAGUGAUAUUUUGAAAUGGUGCUUCUCCAGAAGCAUAAAUAAUGAAAUUCGGAAUUUUAUGUACAAAUGAAAUUGAAACUCACUCUCUCCCCCCAUACAUUUUUGCAGAGGAGGGAAGGAAUUACAAGAGAAACUUGAGUUAGCAAUUGUUAAAUAUGUCAUUCUAUUUCUAAUUAAAUUUGAGUUUGAUUUUUGCGGUAUUUAAACCACUUAAGACUGACACAGAAGACAUGUUCUCUCUCUGCCUUUUUAAUUUUUUUUCAAAGAUAUUUUAUUCCUUGCAGCUAAUGGGAUAUAGCUAAAUUGUUUUCUUGGCUGAUCCAGCUUUCUAGAUCAAAAGACUUUUUCCACUCUACCCUGAACAUUUCCCUUACCUUAGCUUUGAAUCGGUUACUCUGAAUAACUUUGGCAUGUAAGUGGAAAAAAGGUUGAAAGCCAUCUCUCAGCAUAUGUGGAAACCAACCAUAAACAUGAAGAAGCAACCUCUAUUUAGGGUUCAGAAAAUCUUAAGUGCAUAAACUGUUGAACACCAUCUUCUAUUCUGCAGAACUGGGCUGUGGUGAUGCUGGGUCUGAGAGUUAACUAUGAAUUUGAGUAAAUAGAAGAAAAGGAGUAUUGGGGUUAUACGUUAACUUGCCUGUUUUAGCUAGUAUGUAAAGAAAACUCAUCAGUAGCAUAUUUUCUAAAGAAAUAGGUCCAUAUUAAUUUAGAUCUGAUCUCUGUAUUCUCCUUGAGCGUAUAUUCUUGUUUUACCACUCUGCAACUCCAGUCUCUUCUCUGCUCCUGGCAGGCGUUUUAAGAUAGAGAAAAUAGGUAAACACCCCUCUUGAGUUAGUCCAUAUCAUUUUUAUUGCCAGUGUGUGGUUUAAUCCAAUAACCAUUAUUAGAAGUUACAUAUUUAUAGUGAAGUGGUAUGAUGUCUUGAAUUUACUUCAUAAUAGUCUGGAUGGAGGGGAAGGAAGUGAGUUAAGGGAGUAGAUAAAACAAGAUUGGCCAUGAAUUGGAGUUACUGAGGAUGGGUGAUGAUAACGGGAUUUGUUAUACUAUUCUAUUUUUGUAUAUGUUUGAGGUUUCCUAUUAAUGUUUUUAAAAGCAAGCAAAUGAUACCUAAAAAUUUAAACUUGAGUUUAAUUGUGAAUGAUGCUUAUUUCUUUUAUGUCUAAAUAAAACUAGAACUGUUGUAUUAGCAUUAAA
Camelus dromedarius (Arabian camel) is the source of this 4400-nucleotide messenger RNA. It is a transcript of the gene SAAL1, whose product is annotated as serum amyloid A like 1. The record is from RefSeq and is a predicted model, not a curated record. Bases 29 to 1450 code for a protein of 473 amino acids. The transcript has 12 exons. Gene Ontology annotation, cellular component: nucleoplasm. Lineage: Eukaryota; Metazoa; Chordata; Mammalia; Artiodactyla; Camelidae. Gene Ontology annotation, biological process: positive regulation of synoviocyte proliferation.